CUAAAAGUAAAUAUCUCUAAAAACAGAGGAUAGAGUAAAUUAUUUAUAAAUAAAUAUGUUUAGUGUUCAAAAUAUAUUUAAAAAUGCCCGAAUAAAUACGUACUCGGUUUUGCAAGUUAGGCUUAAAUCAAAAACUCACUGGUCAAAAUUAAAAAAGAAGAGUGGUCCAAAAUACAAAGCUUUACACCACUUCGAUGAGUUUUACGGAUCAGUCUUCGGUAGUAAAUGGGAGCCGAUGCGAGAAGCGCUAUUGCGAAAGUCUAAGUAUGUAGCGGUUAUUAACAAUUAUGGCGAUUCCGAAGAAACUAUGGAAUAUCUAUCGCACCGAGGUGCUCAUUGCCUCAAAAAUUUGAUGUCUGUGCAAAAGACGUUUCAUGAUCAAUAUACACCACAAGAAUCAACCGAAGCAGUUAACAGCCAAAAUAAUAAUUUAGACAACUAUUUAGCUAAAUUACAAAGUGAGGAAAUAGCAAAAGUUUAUCCACAAGGUGAAAAUGUACCAGACAAAUUAGAAUUAAGUGAUAACAGGAUACUACGGACAGACAAAAAAGAAGAGGAAAAAGAAGAAGUUUCAAAAUCAGCAUACACCCUGAACAAAGCAUUGGAGGAAGCGCAGAUAGACCAUUCUCGUAUUAUUCAGCCAUCAAUGGGUUUGUCUUCAGAAGCUUUGUACCAGUAUGUGCCCGCAACAAAGAUUAAAGGACUUGAUGAUUGGGUACCAGAGUCUAUGCACUAUUCACUUUAUGCUAAUAGAGAUACAGAUUUUCCACUUAUCAUUGAACCAGAGACAGAAUUUGAAUAUCCCAAACAUUUAAAAGUGAUGACAUUCGAAAAGAAUAGUGAAUAUGAAAAAUUUCCUGAGCCAAAGAGAUGUAAAACAGGAGUGUUCAACUACUACCCCAUGGACGGUGCCAGCGUGCUGGGCGUGCUGGCGCUGUGUCUGCGCGGCGGCGAGCGCGCGCUCGACCUCUGCGCCGCGCCCGGUGGCAAGGCGCUCACGGCGCUGCAGACGCUGCUGCCCGACGUGCUGCUCUGCAACGACGCGUCCGUGUCGCGCUCCAACAGAAUAACUCGAAUAUUCCGGGACUACCUUUUAGACUACGAGAAUGGCAACAAAUGGCAGGAACGGGUUUUGAUAUCACGAGUUGACGGACGGUUCCUCACCGACGAUUUUGGCUUUGAUAAGGUUUUAGUAGAUGUGCCUUGCACAACAGACAGACAUUCAGUCACGGAGGACGAGAACAAUAUAUUUCGACCGGAUCGUGUUAAGGAGAGGCUGAACAUUCCGGAGGUCCAAACACAGCUAUUGGUCAACGCGCUGCGGCUGUCGCGCGUGGGCGGCGCGGUGGUGUACUGCACGUGCGCGCUGAGCCCGGCGCAGAACGACGGCGUCGUGCACGCCGCGCUGCAGCGCGCCUUCCGCGAACACGCGCUCGUGGCCGCCGUCAGAGACUUAACAAAACCAUUCAGUGCCCUGAGCAGUACUCUGUGCCUGGCCACAGGAGCAGCGCGACCCAAAUACGGGCAACUUGUGGUUCCCGACAUCGCCGCCAACUUCGGCCCCGCCUACAUAUCGCGGCUUGUUAGAUUAAAGUGAUCACCAAAUUAGUUACUUUAUAAAUAAAGAUUUGAAUAGUUAUUGCAUUUUUU
Molecule: messenger RNA, 1650 nt
Organism: Vanessa atalanta (red admiral)
Lineage: Eukaryota; Metazoa; Arthropoda; Insecta; Lepidoptera; Nymphalidae
Product: 5-methylcytosine rRNA methyltransferase nsun-4
Exons: 10
Coding region: 56-1597 (513 amino acids)
Biological process (GO): RNA methylation
Molecular function (GO): methyltransferase activity
Source: RefSeq, a predicted model, not a curated record